Messenger RNA from Pygocentrus nattereri (red-bellied piranha), 2142 nucleotides. RefSeq names its product L-threonine dehydrogenase (gene tdh). Gene Ontology annotation, biological process: L-threonine catabolic process. Lineage: Eukaryota; Metazoa; Chordata; Actinopteri; Characiformes; Serrasalmidae. Bases 156 to 1283 code for a protein of 375 amino acids. Gene Ontology annotation, molecular function: L-threonine 3-dehydrogenase activity. The transcript is spliced from 9 exons. The record is from RefSeq and is a predicted model, not a curated record.
UGAUAUAUAACCUCGACCAGGAGCUGAUGCAAUUUUGGAGAUAUCGAGUCGGUGGGAAAGAGUCCAACUAAAGGAGCAGCGCGAGACAGCAUCCUGUACUUGAGAGAGACAAUUCCACUUUUAUUACCUAAAGUAUUUAUUAUUGGUAAAAGAAAAUGCCUGUGGUCAGAGCCCUGAGCAAAGUAGCCAAGCAGGCCCUGCAGGUGCAAGGAUGUGGAUGCCAACCUUUGACAGUGGCCAUGCGCAACAUCAGCUUCUCCCCCCGCCAGGUCACAUCUGGCUCUGAUGCCAGCUUUCACUCAGUGUCCUUCUCUGAAACAGAUCACCCCAAAGUCCUUAUCACAGGUGGCCUUGGGCAAUUAGGGGUUGGCCUUGCUAAACUGUUGAGGAAGCGGUUUGGAAAGAACAAUGUCAUUCUUUCAGACAUCAGGAAACCACCCAGCCAUGUGUUCCACAGCGGUCCCUUUAUCUACUCUGACAUUCUGGACUACAAGAACUUGCGAGAGAUUGUUGUCAACAACCGCAUCACCUGGUUGGUGCACUACAGUGCCCUUCUCAGUGCUGUAGGGGAAUCCAACGUUGCCUUAGCCCGUGCUGUCAACAUAACUGGUCUUCACAACAUCUUGGACAUUGCUGCAGAGCAUGGCCUUCGCCUGUUUGUUCCCAGCACCAUUGGUGCCUUCGGCCCCACUUCCCCCCGGAAUCCCACCCCAGACCUCUGCGUGCAACGACCUCGCACCAUAUACGGCGUCUCAAAGGUCCAUGCUGAGCUAAUGGGAGAGUACUACCAUCACAGGUAUGGCCUUGACUUCCGCUGUCUCCGGUACCCCGGCAUUAUCUCUGCAGACUCCCAGCCUGGCGGUGGCACAACAGAUUAUGCUGUGCAGAUAUUUCAUGACGCUGUCAAGACAGGCAAGUUUGAGUGCAAUCUGAAGCCAGACACACAGCUACCCAUGAUGUAUAUUGAUGACUGUUUGCGAGCGACGCUGGAAGUGAUGGAAGCUCCUGCUGAGAUACUGUCCAUGCGCACUUACAACAUCAAUGCCAUGAGCUUCACUCCUGAGGAACUUGCUCAAGAGGUCAGGAAACAGCUCCCUGACCUGCAAAUGACAUAUGAAGUUGACCACAUUCGACAAGCAAUAGCUGACAGCUGGCCCAUGAAUUUUGAUGACAGCAAUGCCCGAAAUGACUGGGGGUGGAAGCAUGACUACGACCUACCAGAGCUGGUUCAGACAAUGUUCAAUUUUAUUGGUUCAGAGUCACGAGUGGCCCAAGCCAACUAAGUUCAAAUCAGAAGAACAGGGAAAAAAGACUGAUUGCUUUAGGCAAGAGAGAUCUGUGGCCUGUGCAUAGACAUUUGCUCUCUCUGUCUCUACUGCGCCAUUUGGAAAGAUCCUGCUUGGCUAGUGCAUGCUGCCAGGAAAAGAAUGUGAAAAUCUUUGAUCAUUUAAUUAGGGUCUGCCAACCAUCCUCCUCUUUGAGAAAGGAGAGUUGUUUGUAUUUGAGCAGUCUGCCAUAUUGGUGAUCUACAUCUCAGAUAGGGAACCCUCAUGGGACAGCUAUGGGUGCACUUGGGGCCUGCUGUAUUUAGUAUUCUGUAUAUAAGCAAUUUUAGCCUGAAUUCUCUAGGCAAAGCACACCAAACAGGUAUAUCAUUAAAAAGAAAGGCAGCUGUCAUUGUUUUUUGUAAUGUUGCUCCCUUAAAUGUUUCUUCCAAAGAUCUUUUUCUUUUUAAAGGGGAAGGUAUGAUAUACAAAUCAUUAUUGAUAUUCAUGGAAAAGGACUGUGGUCCAAAUAUACUAUCAACAGCUAAGAAGCUUGAAGGAUUCAUUUCCUUCAAUAAAGGAAAAUAAUCAGUAAAACUGAAGCAUAUUGUGUGGAUCUAAAAGGGAAGCGGGAGUCACUGUGUACAGUAAAGCUAUCAUUUUUCCUCUUAGCUGCUUUUCUUCUUGUGCUUAGUUACUAUCUUAGCUUGCAAACAAGUAAAUAGAAUUUAUAUUUGUAGAAUAUAUAUAUGGUCUUAUUGCACCAUAGCUAUUUAAAGUAAUGCAAUUUUCUUAAUUUAUGUGUUUUCCAUAAAAGAGCAUAUCGCUCAUGAUAUAGCUGAGAACAAAAUAAAGCCUUUUUUAUGCUGGAUUGAAA